CUUUCUGGAGAUCCUUCCUUUUGGCAUUUUCUAGCGAGCCCAGGACAAGGGUUCCUUGCAUUGCUGCUUAUCUGACUGAUAAGCAUAUCCACGUGAAUUAGAGAAAAAUGGGUCAGUCUUUAAACACAGGCCACCAGACCCGCUCAGUCUCCAGCCGCCCCUACUACAGCUUGCCCAACAGCAGCCAUGAGCGGCGCUCAGUGCUCACCGUCACGGAGCCCCUGCGCUUCCACUCCCACGCCAAGGGCAAAAACGUGCGGCUGGACACCCAUUCCCAACGGGCCAUGCGGAAGAACAGCUUCUGUAACGGGCUCACCUUCACCAACCGGCCCAUCCACGUCUAUGAGAAGGUGCGGCUGAAGCUGGUGGCUGUGCAGUAUGGCUGGAGUGGGGCCCUGCGCUUCGGCUUCACCAUUCACGACCCGUCACAGAUGAGUUCCGACGACAUACCAAAGUACGCCUGCCCGGACCUGGUGACCCGGCCCGGCUACUGGGCCAAAGCCCUGCCAGAAAGGUUUGCUGUCAGGGACAAUGUCUUGGCCUUCUGGGUUGACCGUCACGGGAGAGUCUUCUAUAGUAUUAAUGACGAGGAGCCGAUAUUGUUUCACUGUGGUAUUAACGUCUCCAAUCCUCUCUGGGCACUCAUAGAUGUCUAUGGAAUUACCCACGAAGUGCAAAUACUCGAUAGCAUGUUUGCAGAGACCACUGCCCGUCUCAACACCACCCGUCUCAGCUCUUGCCUUCCCCAGAGCAACCACGACUCGGCCAACUUCAAUAACAAUGAACUGGAGAAUAAUCAAGUGGUGGCCAAAAUAGCAAACCUAAACCUGAGCCGGGUGCCGGGACUUGCGACAGACAACCACAUCAUCCCCUGCUGCCCCAACCGGCGGCCGCGUGUCCAGGGGGUCCCGGCCUUCCUGGACACAGACCUGCGAUUUCACCCCACCCAUGGACCCGACAUCACCUUUUCUCAGGAUCGGAUGGUCGCCUGCACCAACUGGCAAGAGAGCAAUAGGACUCUGGUGUUUUCUGACCGCCCUUUGCACAUUGGCGAGAGCCUGUUUGUGGAAGUGGGACACCUUGGGUUGCCAUACUAUGGGGCCCUCUCGUUUGGCAUCACUUCUUGUGAUCCGAGUACUUUAAGGACAAACGAGCUCCCAGCAGAUCCGGACUCUCUCCUGGACCGCAAAGAGUACUGGGUGGUGUACCGGGCCUUCCCGGUCCUCAGCGGAGGUGACAUCCUCAAUUUCACGGUCUUGCCAAAUGGCGAGGUGCACCAUGGGGUGAAUGGAGCAAGCCGCGGCAUGCUGAUGUGCGUGGAUACCUCGCAGUCUCUCUGGGUGUUUUUUACAAUCCAUGGUGUAAUCAACCAGCUCAAAAUACUGGGCACUGUGCAGUCCAGCCCAGUGACCGUCUCACCCUCAGGGUCCCCCGGUGGCUCGCAGUACGACAGCGACUCUGACAUGGCCUUCAGUGUCAACAGGUCAUCGUCUGCUUCAGAGUCUUCGCUCGUGACUGCUCCCAGCUCUCCCCUGAGCCCCCCCAUCUCUCUCAUCUUCCCCCCUCCGGAGCCAUCCAGCAGCAAGAAUGGGGAAUGCACCGUCUGCUUUGACAGCGAGGUGGACACGGUGAUCUAUACCUGUGGACACAUGUGCCUCUGCAACACCUGCGGUCUUAAGCUGAAGAAGCAGCUCAAUGCCUGCUGCCCCAUCUGCCGACGGGUCAUCAAAGAUGUUAUUAAGAUUUACCGCCCGUAGCGCCCGGCUUGGGCUUGGGAAGGGAGACCGCCGCUAGCAGUAACCAUGCCUUUCCGUCCCUGCUUAUGGGUUAUCGUGCUGGUCAGUUGUAAUCAAGUGGCUCGUUAUCUGUGUUUCCUUAUUUGAUUGGUAGGGCAUAAUUCAGGGAUCAAAUUGAGAUAAGGAUCACAUGGGGCUGUGCCGCUGGGCUGUGUGUCCACAGAAUGAAUUGCGGUAGGGAUCUGACCCAGCUGCAGAUGGGAAAUUCCCUGUGCCAAGCUUUUUUAUCCUCCAGAGGAUGAGGCUGAUGUGGUGUGGGUUGGGAGGGAAUGCUGCCAUUUGUUGGGUGCUGCUGGAUUGCCUGGCCCCAAAGCUCAGACAGCUCUGUGCUGCUGGUGCUGUGUGGAGCAAAAUUAGAAUGUGGCCCAGUGGGAGGGUUUGGAGUGGACAAAAUUGAUCUGAAAAUUUAAUACCCAUCCAUUUAAGGGGAGCAAGCGAAGGCCAAAAUAGUAGCACAACCAGACUGUCAUUUGUUUGGGUUUUGAGCAGGCUUCUGGGACAUGUGGAGGAGCUGCUUUAGGCUUGGCUGCAGCAGCUCUUGUUUUUUGUGGUGGAACAGGGCUCAAGUUUUGCUCUUCUCCUCCCAGCAUGGGGCAGUUGUGGUCUCACAGGACCUGCUUGGCUCAUGUCUCUUAUCUUUCCCCAGUCCAUGUGGGCUCACCUUUCUGGGCACUGAGCCAUAUUUCUGGAUUUCCCAGCACAGCCCCCGCUGCCCACACACUGGCUGCUGGGAGAGGCUUCAGCCACAGGCAAGAACUCAUUGGGAUGAAUAGGAAUUAAACUUGGCUUUGCAUGGGAGGUGGAAAGAAAGGCUCUGAGGCUAUUAUUAGAUUUAAAAGGUAAAUGGAUUUCAACUGUGGUGUUAGACAGCCAUGAGCAGCAGCAAUCUAGAGGAGGAGGGAAGUGUAGGGGCAGGCAGGGGGUCUGUGCAGGGCUUGGUGUCCUCCCUGGUGCUCCCAACAGGAGCUCCUCUAUCCUUUGUCCCCCUGCAGGCUUCCUCCCACACAAGACUCAGGCCUGGCUGCAUUCCCAGGAUGCAAACCAGAGGCUGAGAGAGGGGCUGAUGUCAUUCUAGCUUGGUGAUUGUGUGCCACCAAGUGAGUAAGAAAGGUGUAGUUAUCACAUUUCAGUCCAAAAAUGGAGAAAAGCAACCCAUGUGCUGCAGGGCUGCUGAGCACAGAGGGAUGCCUCUGUCCCUCCAUGCCAUGGGUGUGCUGCUGCCUCUGCUGCACUGCCAGGCCCUGCUGCCCAGUGGGGGCUGUGGGGCUACUCUCCCUCUCCCUGGGGGCAGUGAGCUGUCCUACAUACAGCCAGCAGGCAUUGAGAAAACUCUUUUUUUUUUCUUUUUUUAACUUAAAGAUCUAAUGAGCAUUUCAAUUAAGUGUAUAGAUGAGAGGCUGCUUUAAAAUGGGAUCUCUCCGCCACUGUCCUGCUUCGUCGACAUGAGCGCCUGCUGGUAUUGCAAAGUCCUUUUGGGAAACUUGGCUUAUCCCCUGCCUGUACAGAACCACCUUCGCAUAAUCAAGUGGCCAAGGAGUUUUCCAGCAGCUGAAGUGUUGCACUGACCUCAAGGCUGCCUGCCUUUGGAUCCCCCACACUUGCUUAGCCUAGCCUUUAUAGCUCAAGGCCUCGCUGUAGUUAGUGGGCACAGCAUGGGGAGCUGCAGUGGCACGGUUUGGGGCUGCUGGGUGACAUCUGGCCAGGUGGGCUCCCUGUGCCCUUGCUGUGCGUGGGCUGCAGGGGGAACUCUUUGCGUGAGGAGGAGCUCAAGGAAAGCUGAAUUCACAGCAAAUGAUGCUGGCCGGAAUCACACUGGACUAACAGAUGCCAGUGGCUGUCCCCCACAUGUCCUGUUGCAGGGCUGCCUGCUCUGUUUGGAGCUGGCAUUCAGCUGCAAUGAUGCACGUAGCCCUUUUGCUUGACUGACACCUCAGGUCUUCAACAAGCAGGGCUGACUGCACACCUGGCUCAUUUUCUGGUGCAGCUCUAAUAUUUUAAGCCAGCAAGGAGAAAUAGCAAAAAUUACCACCUGAGCAGGUUGCAGAGGGGUGGUUUUUGCUGCUGCAGCUGCGAUUGAUUUCCAGGAGGGCGGCAGCCAGCAAGCAUUGAGCUCCUGGGAGGGAUUAGUAGAGCCAGCAUCCAGCACAAUGGGUAACAGGUAGCGGUGGGGGCUUAACCUGCCAGAGAGCAACAGGGAUUUUCUGAAAACAGUGGCAGAGGCCCCUCAAAAAGAUUUCCAGGAAAAGGCAGCCUUUAACAGAUUUAAUUGUUAGUACUCGUAUUGCUAUUUUUUUUAAACAGUCUGAUGAUACAUGAUUUGUACAGAAGAUCUGUUUGUGCCUUAUAAGGGUGUCUGUGCACUUUUUAUCCUUUUUAAAAGCAACUUUUAAAAUAAAACGGGGAGAAAAUAACACAGAUCAAUGGUAGUUUUAUAGAGUUUUGUGUUCACCAAGAAGCCUGCUUUGUAUUUAUAUAUAUAUGUAUAUGAAGUUACAUAUAUAUAAAUAUAGCAGCAAAAUAGUGUUUAUUUCCAUAUUUUUUUUUU
Meleagris gallopavo (turkey) is the source of this 4341-nucleotide messenger RNA. It is a transcript of the gene NEURL1B, whose product is annotated as neuralized E3 ubiquitin protein ligase 1B. Gene Ontology annotation, molecular function: ubiquitin protein ligase activity. NCBI's taxonomy places the organism in Eukaryota, Metazoa, Chordata, Aves, Galliformes, Phasianidae. Gene Ontology annotation, biological process: ubiquitin-dependent endocytosis. Gene Ontology annotation, cellular component: early endosome. The record is from RefSeq and is a predicted model, not a curated record.